Molecule: messenger RNA, 7241 nt
Organism: Aspergillus japonicus CBS 114.51
Lineage: Eukaryota; Fungi; Ascomycota; Eurotiomycetes; Eurotiales; Aspergillaceae
Product: putative nonsense-mediated mRNA decay protein
Exons: 7
Coding region: 369-7241 (2290 amino acids)
Molecular function (GO): helicase activity; ATP hydrolysis activity; ATP binding
Source: RefSeq, a predicted model, not a curated record
CGGGAGCUGUGGCUCAGAGACAAGUGAAUGACAUGAAGUGUUCCUAUCACAUCAAUACUAUGGACCACGGGAGAGGCGCAGGCGAGUCCGGUUAUCUCGCUGCCUGCCUAAUCUGCCACUCGCAUGGGUGAAUGGCCUGUGGCGCGCCUAUUAGCUGUGCGGCACAGCAAUCGGUUGGAAGAGUGAAUGCAUCCGGGAACUCGCAGCCUUGUCCACGGUGUCAAUGACGAGUCUCAGAUCAGGCUGUGCUGUGCCGUGCCACCUGUGGUUCAAAUGCUAUAUAUCUGCAUCGUCUGUUUCUUCUGUCUUCAUUCAACCCACCCUCCUCCAUCACCAAACGCAAGCCCGUCGAGAGGCAGGCUAUCACAAUGGCAUCUCGUACUCGCACUGACCGGCUCGCCAAGUACUUCAACCUCGUCCUCGGCGGUAACCGACCGGUUGCCACCGUCGAGAACUUCACACUGCUCCUGGAAGCGAUUGCCGAGCAGAAGCACGACCGCGCAGCAUGCGUGGAGCGCAUCGUCGCCAGCCCCGCGGCGCGCCACGCCAUCCACGCCGGGCUCCGACUCGCCACCGACCCCGACUUCUUGAACCAGCACACGGCGGCCUUCCUACAGUACCUCUCUGACCCAGCUGUCAAGACCCUCUGCAGCGGCCAGCAUCUGCGAGUUCUGCUGGGGCUGGUGGUCGAGCCGCGCACCGUGUGGAAUGCGUUCAUGACGGCCUUCCACGCCCAGCGCCUCACCGAGCCGGCCGUCCAGGCCCUGGCCUGGCUCAUGAUCGAAUGUCUCAUCACCCACGCGGGGGCCACCGACGGGGCAGAUCUGGUGAACGAUGCCCGGUCCGUGGUCGACACUGGCGCUCUUCUGCAGUCGACAUCCCCGGCAACUCGCGCCUACGGCCACAAGCUGCAGCAGUUGGUAGCGCUCCAGGCCAGUUCGAUGGGUACGGCCUUCGAGAACGCCGACUACGUCCCCGGCGGGCGGCACGACAAUGACCCCGUCGACUAUCGCCAGAUCGCCAUCUAUCCCACCCACGACGAGUUGUUCCGGUCGCCCGAGAAACCGUUCUACCGGCGCGCGGCCGAGAUCCGGCGUCUGCCUGUCGAGCAGCGGGCUGCCGGCCAUCUCGAUAAUCAGUUCCGGCUGCUGCGCGAGGACAUGCUCGCGGACAUCCGCGAGCAGCUGCAGGCGAUUAGGGGCAGGAAGAAGCAGAGGAGAAGACGUGGGACGGCGACGACGCUCACGGGCUUGUCUUUGGAAGGGAUCUGCACUGGCACCGGGAAGCGGAUGACCCCCUGCGGCCUGGUGAUCGCCUGUCGGCAGGGUCUGGAGGCGUUGACGGCCCGCGGGGACAAGGAGGGUCGCAGGGCGUUUCUGAAGAGCGACCGCGGCUAUCUCCGCCAUCAGUCGUUUGGCUGUCUGCUCGUCCGCGGCGGGGGUGGGGAGGAGAUUGUCGCCUUCGCCACGGUGGAUCGGCAGGUGGACUAUCUUCUCGAGGAGGUCCCCAAGAUCGUCUUGCGGGUCGUCGGGGACGAGGCCGUGAGGAAGACGCUCGCUUCCUUCGCGCUCGACCGCGACCUCGUCUUCGCCUUGGUCGAUACCGCUGUGUUCGCCUACGAGCCUAUUCUCAGACGUCUCCAGGAGAAAGCGGAGCUGCCUCUGGCGGAGGAGUUGCUGGACUAUCGACAUGGUAGCGAGAUCGCCCGGGCCCACACUGUGGAUGAACGGCUGGUUGAGGGGCUGGAUCAGGGUGUACGAACACUGCAGGACGUGCUCACCACUGACAGACCCAUCCGCCUUGAUGCAUCGCAGAUGCAGUCGUUUGUGUCUGGCCUCACGCAGAAGAUCAGCUUAAUUCAGGGCCCACCAGGGACUGGAAAGUCGUUCGUCGGUGCUCUCAUCGCCAAAGCUCUAUUUGACCACAGUAAAGAAGCUAUACUGGUGAUGUGCUACACGAACCAUGCCCUGGACCAGUUCUUGGAAGAUCUGCUGGACAUUGGGAUCAGUCCAUCGGCUAUCGUUCGACUGGGCUCCAAGUCCUCGCAACGGACGGGGUCGCUCAAGCUCUCUGAGCAGCAGACCAGCUCGAGGCGGACCCCGGCUACCUGGCGGAUUCUUGAUGAGAUCAAAGAACAGGCUACGGACUUGCGGGAGACUCUCGACGGCGCUGCUGGGAACCUUCUCAACUUCAAGACCCACCCCGACACCAUCCUUGAAUACCUUGAGUUCGAGGAGCCAGACUAUUAUGAAGCAUUGAGCCCCCCAGACAACUCCGACGGGAUGACUCUCGUCGGUGAAGGCGGCAAGGCAGUCACCUCGCAUUACUUGUACAGUCACUGGGUGCAAGGGAAGAACUACCCCACGGCAAUCCCCAAUCAGCUCAGCGAGCAAGCCAACGGUGUGUGGCGAACGAGCAAAGACACUCGCCAGGCAAAGCUGGAAUCUUGGACCAAGCUCCUGCUCGAAGAGCAGGUCACUAAUAUCCAGAGUCUGAUGCGCAGACUGGACAAGUGCGAGGCAAGGCGCGCAGAGCUGUGGAGCGAAGCGACCCGCGAGAGCCUCCGGUCGAAGCGGAUCAUCGGAUGCACCACGACUGGGGCCGCAAUGCACGCUCGAGAUCUUGGUGCUGUGUCCCCGGGCAUCGUGCUCCUGGAAGAAGCCGGGGAGAUCCUCGAGUCGCACGUCCUCACGGCCCUGGGAUCCGACACCAAGCAGCUGAUCAUGAUCGGCGACCACCAGCAACUGCGACCCAAGAUCAACAGUUACAGCCUGUCGGUGGAGAAGGGCUCGGGCUACGACCUGAACCGGUCCCUCUUCGAGCGAUUGGUGUUGUCGGGAUUCCCGCAUUCCACUCUAGCAAAACAGCACCGCAUGGUACCGGAAAUUUCCUCCCUCGUGCGCAGACUGACGUACCCGGAGCUUCAGGACGGCGAAAAGACUUUGGAUCGACCCGCCCCGAGGGGGCUGCAGGAUCGCGUCAUCUUCAUUGACCAUCGCCAUCCGGAGGGGAGCUUGGGUGGGGUGGCUGACAGGAACGACAGUGGUGGUAACGCAAGCAAGCAGAACCCUUUCGAGGUGCAACUGGUUCUCAAAAUCGUUCGAUAUCUCGGCCAGCAAGGGUAUGGCACGGACAAGUUGGUGGUACUGACUCCUUACCUGGGCCAGCUCCAUCUCCUCCGUGAGGAGUUGCGCAAGGAAACAGACCCUGUACUCAAUGACCUGGACUCCUAUGACCUCGUCCGUGCAGGACUGAUGACCCAAGCGAGCGCGCAGCACGCCAAGCGACCGAUCAAGCUGUCCACUAUCGAUAAUUAUCAGGGCGAGGAGAGCGAAAUUGUCAUCGCGAGUUUGACGAGAAGCAACAAGAACGGAGACAUCGGCUUCAUGGCGGCCCCACAGCGGCUCAACGUACUCCUCUCCCGCGCUCGAGAUGUCCUCAUCAUGAUCGGAAACUCGAGCACUUUUCUGGGUAGUAAGAAAGGGGAAGGUGUUUGGCGGCCUUUUGUCGAUCAGAUCCAGACGAGUGGACACCUGUACGAUGGCCUGCCCGUCAAAUGCGAGCAGCACCCCAAGACACUAGCAGUUCUCCAAUCGCCUGACGACUUCGACGCAAAGUGCCCUGAUGGAGGGUGCGAACAGCCGUGUGGGACGAAGCUAAAUUGCGGGCUGCAUGACUGUCCCCAGAAGUGUCAUCAGCUGUCAGAUCAUUCCAAAAUGCAAUGCCAAGCGGCUAUCGAUUGGAUAUGCCCGCGCAACCAUAAACAGAUAACACCAUGCUUCCAGCACAAGGGGCAGUGCCGUCGUUGUGCGGAGGAAGACAGGGAGGCCGAGCGCCGACGGCAACGGGACAUGGACCUCGACGCAAAGCGGCAAGCCAAGCAGCAGGAAUAUGCACGCCAGCUAGCCCUAAUUCAAGAUGAGAUUGCCGUUGAAAGACGACUCCAGCAAGAGAAGCGGGACGAGGAGGAACGCCAGCGUGUUCUCCAGCAAACCCUCGACGAUCUCGAACAGUUGAAAACGCGUGGUGCCGAACGCAAGAGAGACACCUCGCCAACUGCUGUCAACGCUGACCAGGCCAGUCAAAAUCCCGAAACACUGCCCGAUCGGAGCAAGAAUCUCAGCCAGACAGUAGCAGCAGCAGCAGCAGCAGCAUCAUCAUCAAAGGCUACGGCUAGCCCCGCCGGGAUGCAAGCUUUGUCUCCCUCGGCGCAGGACUGGGCAUACCAGAAGAAGUACGAAAGCGCACAAAGCAAGGAGCUAGACCAGCUGAUGGGGAUGAUCGGGCUGGAGAGCAUCAAAGCCAAGUUCCUCAACAUCAAAUCCCAAGUCGACGCCGCGGUCAGGCAGAACAUUGAUUUCCACGCCGAUCGGUUCGGCUCAGUCCUCCUCGGAAACCCGGGGACGGGGAAGACCACCGUUGCACGCAUCUACGCGAAGUUCCUCACGGCUAUGGGGAUCAUUCCCGGGAGCUUUAUUGUCGAGACCACCGGAUCGCGACUCGCCAAUGGUGGCGUGUCCGACUGCGAGAAGCAGAUUAACAAGAUCCUCAACAGCGGCGGGGGCGUGCUUUUCAUCGACGAGGCUUAUCAGCUGGCGCAGAGCAAUGGCCCGGGGUCCCAGGUCCUCGACUUCCUGCUGGCCGAGAUCGAGAAUCUCACGGGAAAAGUGGUCGUGGUUCUGGCCGGAUAUCGACGGCAGAUGGAGAAGUUCUUUGCCCACAACCCUGGCCUCCCGAGUCGGUUCCCGCAUGAAUUCGUCUUUGAGGACUACACCGAGCCGGAGCUCCGUCGGAUCCUCGAGUUUCAGGUCAACAAGAAGUUCCGAGGGAAGAUGAAGGUCGAGGACGGUAUGGACGGAUUGUACUGCCGGAUCGUUGCGCGUCGGAUCGCCAGACAACGGGGCCAUGAGGGCUUUGGCAAUGCGCGCACGAACGACCUUCUCGGUCCCGAGCCCAAGAAAGCGCUGCAGGAUUGUUCUGCUUGGAGAAAGCUGCAGGAUAUGAUCGGUCUGGCCGCUGUCAAGAAUACCGUCCGCGCCUUGUUGGACAGCAUGCAGGCGAACUACGAGCGCGAGGUCAAGGAGAAGCCUCUGGUCGAGUUCACACUCAACCACGUGUUCCUUGGGUCACCGGGAACAGGUAAAACGACGGUCGCUAAGCUCUACGGGCAGAUUCUUGUUGACCUUGGAUACUUGUCGAACGGUGAAGUGAUUGUCAAGAACCCAGCAGACUUCAUCGGGAGUGUCAUCGGCGGAUCGGAGCAGAAUACAAAAGGUAUUCUGGCAUCCACUCUGGGAAAGGUUCUCGUCAUCGAUGAAGCCUAUGGUCUGUUCGGCGGUGGAACUCGCGACGCAAGCGGCUCGAACUCCAACCAAUUCAAGACAGCGGUGGUUGAUACAAUCGUCGCAGAGGUGCAGAGCGUUCCGGGUGACGAUCGCUGUGUCCUGCUACUGGGAUACGAGGAGCAGAUGAAGGAGAUGUUCCAGAACGUCAAUCCGGGGCUUGCCAGGCGAUUCGCUAUCGAUGAUGCCUUUGCUUUUGCCGACUUCUCCGACCUCGAGCUGCGACAGAUCCUCGAUCUCAAGCUGGAAGAUCAGGGGUUUGUCACCUCCGACAAGGGUGCCAAGGUGGCGAUGGAGAUCCUCGCCCGUGCUCGCAACCGUCCGCACUUUGGCAACGCAGGCGAGAUUGACAUUCUGUUGAACGGCGCCAAGCUCCGUCAGCAACAGCGACGGGAUUGGGACCCCGAGUAUGAUCGGGGAGAACGGAACGAAACGAAUAUCCGGAUGCUGUUCCAAGACACCGUCGGCUGCGACGCCAUUAUCGAGAAGCUGGAAGAUUUACGCCUGGCCGUCAAGAACCUCCGAGCGCUUGAGAUGGACCCCAGGCAACAGGUGCCGUUCAACUAUCUGUUCCGGGGGCCUCCGGGAACCGGUAAGACAAGUACAGCCAGAAAGAUGGGCCAGGUGUACUACGAUCUGGGUCUGCUGUCAUCCGUGGAGGUCGUCGAAAGCUCAGCAACGGAUUUGAUAGGGCAGUAUAUCGGUCAAACUGGUCCCAAGACGCAGGAGCUACUGGAGAAAUCGCUCGGCAAGGUUCUCCUGAUCGACGAGGCCUACAGACUCGCCGAAGGGCAAUUUGCGCAGGAGGCAAUGGAUGAGAUUGUCGACUGCAUCACCAAGCCCAAGUUCUUCCAGAAACUUAUCAUCAUUCUAGCAGGAUACGACCAGGACAUCAAUCGUCUCAUGACCAUCAACCCAGGCUUGACCAGUCGGUUUCCGGAAGAGCUUGAGUUCGCCAGCCUUACACCCAACGCUUGCAUCCAGCUCCUCACGAAGCUGCUCCAGAAGCAGAAGUCCAAUUCCUCGCAGAAGACCACCGGGUUUGACCUGGACGCAUUGGAGUCUCCGCGGGCCGAGUUCACCAAGGAAUUGCGGGGCCGAUUCACGAGACUCACGCAGACCGCGAACUGGGCCAAUGCGCGUGACGUCCAGACCAUCUCGAAAUCAAUCUUCAGAGCUGCGAUCAUGGCCAUGCGUGACAAGACGAUCGUCAUCUGCGAGGAUCAUAUCAGCGGAGAGAUCGACAAGAUGCUGUCAGAGCGCACCAAGCGCACAGCAAACAAGUUCGUCUCCAGGAAUCCUACGCUCGAUUUACUCCAAUCCCAGGGAUUCGGUCGGCAGCCCGUCACCCCGGUGCUCACCACAGCAUUCAACCCGCCUGCAGCCUCCGAGGAUGCAGCCGCAAACAGGAACGAACCUGCUGCGCCUCCAGCGACCCCAGCACCGGAGGAGACCCGUCCAGGCGCUAUCACCAGGGACGAUGAGGUAUCGGAUGAAGUCUGGGAGCAACUCGAACGAGACAGACAAGCCGCACAGGCAGCAGAGGACCGAUACAAAGCAUUGCUCGACGCGGAGCGCGAGGCGGAGAAAGCAGCUAAUGACCUACCUUCUGAUCCCCCCGAUCCUCCGGCCAGAGUGUCUGACCCCGUAGUCGACGCGGAAGCUAAAAAGCAGCGUGAACAGCGCCGGCUCGAAGAGCUAGCUCGGCGAGCGAGACUGGAGGAACUUCGAAGGCAGCGUGAGUUGGAGGAACAGGCCAGGAAAAAGGAACAACAGAUCCAACGGAAGCUGCGUUCUAUGGGCGUUUGUGUUGCUGGAUACCAGUGGAUCAAACAGGAGCGCGGGUAUCGGUGUGCGGGAGGCAGCCAUUACAUCACGAAUGAGACUUUGGGGGUCUGA